This is a messenger RNA of Musa acuminata AAA Group (dessert banana), 555 nucleotides long. RefSeq lists its product as uncharacterized. The record is from RefSeq and is a predicted model, not a curated record. The coding region runs from base 1 to 414 and encodes 137 amino acids. NCBI's taxonomy places the organism in Eukaryota, Viridiplantae, Streptophyta, Magnoliopsida, Zingiberales, Musaceae. The transcript is spliced from 2 exons.
AUGACCUCUCACGGGGUGGCCCUGGCCACGGCCGUGGCCGUCUCCGGUACCGUCAUCCUCAUCGCCCUCUGCCGCCAGAAGCCCUUCUCCGUCUCCGCUGGAGCCGGCGCCGCUGCCGCCGAUAGGAACUCGACUCCCCCUUGGCACCACCUGCGGUCCUGCAUCUCCUCCUCCGGGAAGACGGGAAACAGAACGAAGAAGCAGCAGCAGCGGAAGAAGAGAGUCCAGUUCGCAGCGGAAGUGGCGGAGUUCAGCUGCAGUGAGGCCCCGGCGGCGGAAGAAGAAAACCAGGAGCAAGAGGCGGCGGAGGAGGAGCGGCCGCGGGCGCCGCCAGGGAUGCCGGCGAACAGGGUGGCCCUGUACAACGGCAUCCUCCAAGAUCGGCUCAUGCAGCGUAUGGCCAGCUGUUACUGAUCCCUCGAUCGCGUCUGUAACCCCUUCCACGUUCAAACACACACACUCUCUCUCUCUCUCUCUCUCUCUCUCUCUCUCUCACACCUUGUAAUUAGCCAUCAAGCUUCUCGUGAGGAAGAAGAAAUUGAACUGGAUUGCUCA